AUGAUUACUUUAUUUAUAUUCAAUAUUUUUUGUUUUUUUUUUAUUGGCUUUUGCAUCAUUGUAGAAGGGAAAUCAUGCAAAUUUAAUAAAAAAUUAAUAGUAGAAAGGCAUGAUGAUUUUAGAUUAAAACAUAAUGCAAAACCGUUGUCCUGCAACUUGAAGAGAUUGCACAAAAAGAAGCCAAUUUGGUUAUUUUAUUUUUAUAUAAAAACAAAUUCAGAUUGUGUUCUAACUUCAAAACAAAUAAACACAAAUUAUUUUAAUUUUUUUAAAAAUACUGAAAUUGAAUCAGCAGUUAAUAGAUGGUAUGAAGGAAUUAACGAUUAUGAUUUUGAACUAGGUACCAUCAGAAGGAAUAAUAAUGUUUUUGAAUUUACUCAAAUUGUGUGGAAAAGUGUAGAAAAUAUUGGUUGUUCUACUGCUUGCUGCAAAACUACUGGUAUUCUAAUUUGUAAAUAUGAUAAUUAUCCAAAUAAACCAGGUUAUUUUUCUGACAACGUUGGCGCUAUUGAUACAAUAUUUGUUUUUAACGAUUUAAAGGCUGAAAAAGAAAGAAAUGAUUAA
Plasmodium relictum is the source of this 564-nucleotide messenger RNA. Its product is annotated as cysteine-rich secretory protein, putative. Lineage: Eukaryota; Apicomplexa; Aconoidasida; Haemosporida; Plasmodiidae. The record is from RefSeq and is a predicted model, not a curated record. Bases 1 to 564 code for a protein of 187 amino acids. The transcript is spliced from 8 exons.